GUAAUUUCAAACAAGGAGAACAUAGAUGUAAAAAUCUGUAAGAGCAGUGACACGUCGAUUUCAUGUUAACUACUUUUGUAUUUUUGCUGUGCGCGUAUUUAAAAAUUGGAAAAUGAACUUCAGUUCGAAAGAAGUGUCUUCAGCCUCGUCAAAGAAACGGCGUCGUAUUUCUGUCGGCGAUAGAGACUAUCACAAUGCACUCGAACGAAAAAGACGUGAAUUAAUUUCGACGAGGUUUCUCCAACUUCGCGAUGCUAUUCCUUUUGGAGUGUUUGGAACGAAUAAUCGAAGCGAGAGAAGUUCUCGAUGUAUCAUACUAAACACAGCUUGUCAGUAUGUCGAAAUGAUGGAAAAAACAAACGCUAUGCAUGCUGAUGAUAUUUUACAGUUAACUCUCGAAAAUAAUCUUCUGCAGUCCAAAAUCGCAGAAUUAAAAAAUGGCAACGCCCAAUCGUGUGAGAUAAAACAGUUGUUAUUGGAAAUGGAAGAAGCAAGCCAAUCAAACAUGGCGAUGAACACGAAGCAAGUUAUGCCAUGUAAUGAAAAUCAAAAGUUAAUAUGCGAUGAAGCAUUAAAAUGCUCCGCUCAUUGGUUCAAUGGAAAUGGUUUGAACGAGGCUAUCAGUGGCCACAUGUGAUAUGUUCAAGUGACGUCAUUAAAAUUAGUAACGAAAAUGAUGAGUUGGGUUACUGUUGUCAAAGCUUGAUACUAUAAUUUUUUUUAUACAAGCUGCGGAACACUUAUUGAAAUUAAGAUUUUUGCAUAAUUUUACAUGACAUGUAGCUAGUACAAUUUUCUUUAUCGUAUGAA
Molecule: messenger RNA, 810 nt
Organism: Hydractinia symbiolongicarpus
Lineage: Eukaryota; Metazoa; Cnidaria; Hydrozoa; Anthoathecata; Hydractiniidae
Product: protein max-like
Exons: 1
Coding region: 113-637 (174 amino acids)
Biological process (GO): positive regulation of transcription by RNA polymerase II
Cellular component (GO): RNA polymerase II transcription regulator complex
Molecular function (GO): DNA-binding transcription factor activity; protein dimerization activity
Source: RefSeq, a predicted model, not a curated record